Aspergillus homomorphus CBS 101889 is the source of this 3194-nucleotide messenger RNA. Its product is annotated as putative ubiquitin C-terminal hydrolase. Gene Ontology annotation, biological process: protein deubiquitination. The transcript is spliced from 13 exons. NCBI's taxonomy places the organism in Eukaryota, Fungi, Ascomycota, Eurotiomycetes, Eurotiales, Aspergillaceae. Bases 105 to 3194 code for a protein of 1029 amino acids. The record is from RefSeq and is a predicted model, not a curated record. Gene Ontology annotation, cellular component: cytoplasm. Gene Ontology annotation, molecular function: cysteine-type deubiquitinase activity; saccharopine dehydrogenase (NAD+, L-lysine-forming) activity.
CUCCUAUAAACUUAUUUUCUUGUUGAAAAGUCUAGAAAUCAUUCUUUCACUCCUUCCUUAACUCCAAUUGUGUACUGUCUCAAGAAUUUCACCAAAAAAUCAUCAUGCCUUCCAACAAGAUCUGGCUGCGUGCUGAAACCAAGCCCGCCGAGGCUCGUUCUGCUUUAACUCCCACCACUUGCAAGGCUCUUAUAGAUGCCGGAUACGACGUAACUGUUGAGCGCUCUACACAGCGCAUCUUCGAUGACGAGGAGUUCACCAAGGUCGGAGCGCCUCUGGUGGAAGAAGGUUCCUGGGUGAAGGAUGCCCCCAAGGACGCCUACAUUCUUGGUCUCAAGGAACUCCCUGAAGAUGAUUUCCCCCUCGAGCACGUCCACAUCUCUUUCGCACACUGCUACAAGCAGCAGGGUGGCUGGGAGAAGGUUCUGAGCCGGUGGCCCCGAGGUGGUGGUGCUCUCCUCGAUCUCGAGUUCCUCCAAGAUGAGUCCGGACGCAGAGUAGCUGCUUUCGGUUGGUCGGCCGGUUAUGCUGGUUCUGCUUUGGCCAUCAAGAACUGGGCAUGGCAAUUGACCCACCCUGAAGGCGAGACUUUGCCCGGAGAGGUUCCCUAUGCCAAUCAGGACCUCCUGAUCAAGUCUGUCAAGGAGUCUUUGGAAGCCGGAAAGAAGCAGUCUGGCCGCUCCCCUAAGGUGCUUGUCAUCGGAGCUCUCGGUCGUUGCGGUAAUGGUGCCGUCCAGCUGGCUAAGGAUGUUGGCAUUCCUGAGUCCGACAUUAUUCAGUGGGAUAUGGCGGAGACCAAGAAGGGCGGUCCUUUCAAGGAAAUCAUUGAAGACGCAGACAUCUUUGUCAACUGCAUCUACCUAUCUUCUCCUAUCCCACCUUUCGUCACUCCUGAGACCCUUGCUACGCCCAACCGCCGCUUGUCAGUCAUCUGUGACGUGAGCGCUGACACUACGAAUCCUCACAACCCUAUCCCCGUGUACGACAUCACAACCACCUUCGACAAGCCUACGGUACCUGUCACCCUGCCGGCUGGUACUCAGGGCCCUCCCUUGAGUGCGAUCAGCAUCGACCACCUCCCAUCUCUCCUGCCCCGGGAGAGUUCCGAGCAGUUCAGUCAGGCUUUGCUUCCUAGCUUGCUCCAGCUCAAGGACCGGGAGAACGCCCGCGUCUGGAAGCAAGCUGAGGAUCUCUUCAAGGAGAAGGUCGCCACCUUGCCUGAAUCUUUCCGCGCCAAGAAAGGAUCAAUGCUUUUGCCGCCUUCUACCUGCAACGGGUCAACUCGCAUUGCAUCUAUUGUGCUGAGAUUGAGUGUACCAGUCCACCACCUGGUGAUGCAGGAGAAGUCGACUACAGUCGCCGCGUACGCGGCUGGAGCGUCUCUUGCGGCCGUCGCCCUCUUCUACGUUUUUGGGCCGAAUUACACAAUCGAUGGCGACGAAUCAAGUGACAGCGGUCGUAAGAAGAACAUUGUGGGGUUAUCGAACCCCGCUAAUGACUGCUUCAUCAACUCCGUGCUCCAGGCUCUCGCGGGCCUCGGGGAGCUGCGGGUUUACCUGAUCCGAGAGCUUCAUCGACGUGAGCUGGAUGGGCCAGAGAUCUACAGUCUUCUGCCACCGCUGGACGAGAUCCCACGUGAUGGGAAGCCGGAUCGGAUCCGAGAAUUGCAGCAGGGGACCAUCACGAGGGCACUCAAGGAGAUGCUGGAUCGCCUGAACGAGCGCCCGAUAUACAAGAAGACGAUAUCCGCGCGGCCAUUCAUUCAAUCACUCGAAUACGCCUACCGGACAAGAAUUAGUCGCAGUCAGCAAGACGCGCAGGAGUUCCUGCAGAUCGUGGCUGAGCGGCUGUGUGACGAAUAUCAUGCGGGAGUCAAGGCGCGAUUGAGGGCGAAAGGCGCGGUGGAGACUAAUCAGGUCGCUGACUCGGGACAUGAACCUCCAGCGAAGAGUCCGACGGAUAUCGAAGUGCGCAUCGAUGACGGGUCUCCGAAUGGACUUCCCGCUAUCAUCGAUACCAAGCUGAAGGAAAUCGACAAUGAAUACAGCUUUCCUUUCGAGGGAAAGCUCGAGUCUCAGAUCGAAUGUCAGUUUUGUCAUUAUAAGUACAAGCCGAAUCAGACAUCGUUUGUCAACCUGACGCUGCAGGUCCCGCAGAAGAGCUCCACCACACUCAGCGCCUGUUUCGAUGGGCUACUCAAGACAGAGUAUAUCGAUGACUUCAAGUGCGACAGGUGUCGGCUGCAGCAUGCCCUGGAUAUCAAAACGCAUGAUUUGACUAGGGCCCGUUCGAGCGAGGAGAGAAAACAUCUCGAGGAGGAAAUCGAGCGUAUACAGAACGCAAUCUCGACAGACCCUGAAGGCGGAUUAGAAGGUGUCGGCUUGCCUCCUUCGGAGCUCGCACCAAAGCGGAAGAUCGCACGACAUAUGCGAAUCGUUGCGUUCCCCAAGAUCAUCACUAUUCACCUUUCCCGAUCAAUCUUCGAUCAAAGCAGUUCAUCCAAGAAUGCAGCCAAGGUGUCUUUCCCUGAACGCCUGCCUCUUGGCGGUAUCCUGAGCCAGAAAUGGUUUCGACUACUAGCGAUUGUCUGCCAUAAAGGUAGUCAUAACAGUGGACACUACGAGUCUUUCCGUCGCAACCAUCUAUACGCGCCCUUCUCCACUCCUGAUGCAUUCAGCUCAUAUGCUCAGAGUCGAGCCACCAGUGAGAACCCUUCCGUGGCACCCAGUCCAAGGCUGGGAGCUCGUCAAUCUUCAGAACCUGAGCCCACGGCGCUCAGUAUCUCGACAUCUAAUGAGUCUAAAGCAUCAUCUCAAUUACAAACUCCCUUGUCACCGAGUCCUCGUCCCACCACAUCAAGCUCUAGGCUUUCUUUUCAGAGUAAUCGUUCUCGAUCGUCAACAUCCAAGCAAACCCUUUCGCCAGUUUCCGAUCCGCUCAGCCCAUCGAAUGAGAGCGGGCGCUGGAGCAAGACUUUCUCGAGGACAUCCUUCACUAGUGACAAAGGCACGCAGCCCACGGAGACUUCAGCAGCAUCCAGCUUCCGGCAUCGCCGCCGCCGCAAGCAAAACGAUCGAUGGUGGCGCAUCUCCGACGAGAAAGUCAAGGAAUGCAAGACGUCUGAUGUCUUGGGCAUGCAGAAAGAGGUCUAUCUCCUGUUCUAUGAGUUGGAAAGGCCAAACAUUAGUGCCUAG